This is a messenger RNA of Callithrix jacchus (white-tufted-ear marmoset), 14069 nucleotides long. The record is from RefSeq and is a predicted model, not a curated record. NCBI's taxonomy places the organism in Eukaryota, Metazoa, Chordata, Mammalia, Primates, Cebidae.
GCCACCACACCCAGCUAACUUUUUUGGUAUUUUUAGUAGAGAUAGGGGUUUCAUCAUGUUGGCCAGGAUGAUCUCGAUCUCCUGACCUGGUAAUCUACCCUUGACUUCUCAAAGUGCUGGAUUACAGGCAUGAGCCACUGUGCCUGGCCUGACUAUGACUAUCUUAAAUUGUAUAUUUUUAGGCAGUAUUGGAGCAUCUAGACAUUUUGUUGUGAUAGGAGUUUGUCCUUGCAGGCAUUACUAAACUGCCCUUUUAGCCAUAGCAUCUUACGACCAUGGGUCAGGACUGGCAAGGAAUGUGCCUUGCUAGUUUUAAGAUGGAGUUGGGGCCGGGUGCGGUGGCUCACACCUGUAAUCCCGGCACUUUGGGAGGCUGAGGAGGGUGGAUCAUGAGGUCAGGAGAUCAAGACCAUCCUGGCUAACAUAGUGAAACCCCAUCUCUAUUAGAAAUACAAAAAAUUAGCCAGGCAUGGUGGCAUGUGCCUGUAAUCCUGGCUACUCAGGAGGCUGAGGCAGGAGAAUCACUUGAACCUGGGAGGCAGAGGUUGCAGUGAGCCAAGAUCAUGCCAUUGCACUCCAGACUGGGUGACAGAGUGAGACUAUGUCUCAAAAAAAAAAAAGAAAAAAAGAAAGAAAGAAAGGAAAAGAUGGAGUUGGGACAGGCCUGGUAGCUCAGGUCUGUAAUUCCCGCAUUUGUGGAGGCCGAAAUGGGUGGAUUGCUUGAGCCCAGGAAUUUGACCCCAGCCUGGACAGCACUGCAAAACCAUGUCUCUAUAAAAAAAAAAAAAAUACAAAAAUUAGCCAGGCAUGAGGUUGUGUGCCUAUAGUCCCGGCUGCUUGAGAGGCUGAGGUAGGAGGUUGGCUUGAGCCCGGGAGGUGGAGGUUGCAAUGAGUCUAGAUCACGCCACUGCACUCCAGCCUGGAUGACAGAGCCAGGCCCUAUCUCAAAAAAGAAAAAAAAAAAAAGAUGGAGUUGAUUUUUAAACAGUAUCACCCUGUCUCUCCUAGGCUCCUGUUUCCCUAACAGCAUGACCAGCCCCCUGGCAACUCCUACCCCUUGGUCUCUGACCUUUUCCUCCUCAGGGGUGACCUCUAGCCUGGAUUUUGAAAACAUAUUAGUAUUGCCUAUUUCUGAACUUUAUGCAGAUGGAGUUAUUGGUAUGUAUUCAUUUGCAUCUAGUGUCUAUACAUUCGUAAAAUCGAUCACUGUGCAGCCAUUAAAAAUACUGAGAGGCUGCUAUAUAAUUUCACAUGGAACGUUUCAGGACACAUUGCUAAGUAAAAGCAAAGAGAAAGCAGACACUGAGUGUAGACCGUUACAUGCAUGAAUGUCUCUAAACAGUAUAUGAGGCACCUUCAGGUCUCUUUUUUUAAUUUUUUUGAGACAGUCUCGCUCUCUUGCCCAGGCUGGAGUGCAGUGGCAUGAUCUCAGCUCACUGCAACUUCCACUUCUGAGGUUCAAGUGAUUCUCCUGCCUCAGCCUCCCAGGUAGCUGGGAUCACAGGCACCUGCCACCACGCCCAGCUAAUUUUUGUAUUUUUAGUAGAGAUGAGGUUUCACCAUGUUGGCCAGGCUGGUCGGGAACUUCUGACCUCAAUUGACCUGCCAGCCUUGGCCUCCCAAAGUGCUGGGAUUUCAGCUGUGAGCCACCCAGCCUGACCUCAGGUCUCUUUAAUACAGGAAAGGGACCAUUGGUAAAUGUAGGUGAAUGAAGGGAGAAUUAGUGUUUACCGUGUAAACUUUUGUAUGGAGUCGUUUUUAACUUGUGCAUGCAUGUAUUACUUUUAAAAUGAAAUUUUAAAAACUAAAGUGAGUAAGUGUCUGUGUAAUGAACACAUGAGCAUUUACAAAGCAGUGCCAGCGUCUUGCUUGGGAAAAACUCCAUGAGCACUGGGCUGAGGGGCAACAAUGCUGGAGUGGAGAGAGGCUGAGAUAUACUCUGGAAAAGGUAAAAAAGGGCCCCCAAAGCACAUAUCCUUUUUUAUUUUUUUUGAAGUUGAAUCUCACUCUGUUGCCCAGGCUGGAAUGAAUGGCACCAUCUCAGCUCAUUGCAAUCUUCGCCUCCCGGGUUCAAGUGAUUCUCCUGCCUCAGCCUCCUGAGUAGCUGGGAUUACAGGUGCACGCCACCACACCCGAAUAAUUUUUAUAUUUUUAGUAGAGCUGGGGAUUCAUCAUGUAGAUCAGGCUGGUCUUGAACUCCUGAACUCGUGAUUGGCCUGCCUCAGCCUCCCAAAGUGCUGGGAUUACAGGCACAAGCACUGCACCCAGCCCCCGCCCCUCCUUUUUUUUGAGACAGGGUCUUGCUGUGUUCCCAGGCUGGAGUGCAGUGGUGUGAUCACAGCUUGCUGUAGCCUCCACCUCCUGGGCUCAAGCAAUCCUCCCACUUCAGCUUUCCAAACAGCUGGGACUACAGGCACACACCACUAUGUCUGACUAAUUUUUGUAGUUUUUGUGGAGACAGGGUUUAAUCAUGUUGGCUGGGCUGGUCUUGAAGUCCUAGACUCAAACCAUCUGCCCGCUUUGGUAUCCCAAAGUGCUGGGAUUACAAGCGUGAGCCACCAUGCCCAGCCAUUAUCUGGCUAUGGAGAAAACUGAAGGCUAUGAAGGCUAUGGAGAAAACUGAGCUACAGAGGCAGGAGGGCAGGCUUGUCAAUUACCGGUGAGAUACCUGUGAGGCAAAGAGCUUGGAAACCUUGCUUUAAAGGAGAAACAGAGAAAAAAGGGAGGGGGAUGAGAGAGACUCCCCCGAACUCACAGGGCCAGCUGCUCCCUGCCUGCAGUCUUCACUCUCUCAGCAUGUGGCAGACGGCACCUUCUUUUCUUACCUGCUUCAUGCCCUAGCUCUGGGGUUCCUUUGAUGCCUCUCAGUUUCAGUAACUUGCAUUCCUAGAAAAACCCUACCUGACAUAUUAUCCUUUUAAAGAUAUUGUUGGAUUCAGGUUGCUAAAAUUUUAAGAACUUUUGUGUCUAUGUUUAUGAAAGUUAUUGAUUCCUAUAAUUCUCUUUGGUCUAGCUUUGCCUGGUUUGGUAUCAAGGUGCUGGUCUCAUGGAAUGAAUUGGAAAAGAUUCCUUCAUCUUUAAUUUCUACAAGAGUUUGUGUAGAAUUGGUGGUAUUUCUUCCUUAAAUAUGGAUAGACAUAUUUUACCAACGAUGCCAUCUAGGCUUUGAGUUUUCUUUGUAGAAAAGUUAUUACCCACAAUUCAAUUUUCCAGGUAGAUAUAAAGUUGUUGAGGUUGUUUAUUUCUUUGUGAGUGAGCUUUGUUAGUUUGUGUCUGUCACAGAAUUUGUCCAUUUUAUCUAACAUGUUGAGUUUACUGGCAAAAAGUUGUUCAUAUUGUGCCCUUAUUUUCCUUUUAAUGUCUGUGGUGUCUGUAAUGAUGUCUACCUUCGUUCCUGACACUGGAAAUUUGUGUCUUUUUCCUUAAUUAGUCUGGCUAGAGAUUUUUGUUUUAUUGAUUUUCUCAACGAAGAACCAGCUUUUGGUUUCACUGAUUUUCUUUCAAUUAUUUUUAAUUCUUUUGUUUGUUUGUUUUGAGAUGGAGUCUUGCACCUUGGUUUGGUUUUGUUCAUGUGUGUGUGUGUGUGUGUGUGUGUGUGUGUGAAUCUCGGCACUUUGGUUUUAAUUUUGUUACUCUGUAAGCCAGACUUGGCUCCUUAAACUUGUUUCUGUUUCUGACUUGGUUGGAGGGAGGAAAGGCCUGUCGUAGAGGAUGGGGAAAAUCCUGUUGUAGAGGGCAGGUGAGAGCAGCUUAAUCGCCUCCCUCUAGGAUUAAGGGGUGCCCAUUCCGGGGGUAGCUGGAGAUUAUGUGGAAACCCUUAUAUCCUGAGAGCCAGCAAAGAGUGGGAUAGAGCCUGCUGGACUGGCAGCUGACAUAGUGCAUACAAUCCAAAGGAGGGUCCCCACAGAAGGCAGGAGCAUUUUUGUGGGGGUUUAAGGGAUCCUCCUGAUUAAGCAUCACCAGAACCUCAGAAUCUGUGUGAUUGUGCAUCAUAAAGGUGGAGGAAGGAGGCAAUAAAUGAAAAUGGGAAGUGAGUCAAAACUUGCACCUACUCCUUUGGAGUGCAUGCUAAACAAUUGCAAGGAAGGUUUUUCUGGGAAAUAUGAUGUAAAGUUGUCUCCUCAAAGGUUAAAAACUCUUUGUGAAUUAGAAUGGCCUUCUUUUGGUGUCAGCCAUCCAGACAAAGAAACUACAGAUUAAAAAAACAACAGCAAUUGGCCGUGUAUUUAAGGUGGUAAUCAAGGUCAAAGGACAGCCAGGGCAUCUGGACCAAUUCCCUUACAUUAACUCAUGGCUAAUCAGAAUUCAGACCCAACCUGUGUGGCUGCAGCCCUAUCUAGCAAAUUACUGCAAAACGCUCGUAGUUCAGGCUGAGCCCAGCAUAAAAGAAAGAUCAGCUCUGCUGGUAGCUUAAAAAAAAAAGGUAAAAAGAAAAAUCAGGGAUAAAAAAAGUUCAACUGCUAACCCUAAAGACAAGGGAGAGCUGUCUGCACAGCUGUGUGUGGGAGUUGCCAGGCUCAACAGCUUAAGGCAAACAGUGUAACAGUAAGAGCAAACUUAAAACAAAAACAAAAAAAUCACUAGGUGGUGACCCAACCUGUAGCUCCUUUGUCCAGUAAGACAAUAAAUAUAAUUGGGGCCACUAAAGUUUCAAAGAAACAGGCUUUCUGCCUACCAUGGACCUGUUUGAUGGAAGGCCACGAGAUUAUACAUCAGGUUUUGUAUGUGCUGGACUGCCCCCUACCCCUCUUGGGGAGAGACUUGCUGAGCAAACUAAGAGCUACUGUCACAUUUACUGAUAAGGGCUCGCUCAAACUACCUGAGGCAGAAAUUAUCAUGGCUCUCCCAGUCCUGAGGGAGGAGUGGAGACUCUUCCUAACUAAGCUGGGAGGAGAAUUAACCCCUGGACCAAGGAUGGCCACUGGUCUGGGCAGAAAACACUCCAGGAUUGGCAGUAAACCAAGCCCCAGUGGUUGUCAAAGUAAAGCCAGGGGCACUACCAGUUAGACAGAGGCAGUACUGAGUACCAAGGGGAGCUCUUGAGGGCAUUCAGGUCCAUCUCAGACCCCUGAAAGCUUAUGGUAUUUUAGUUCCCUGCCAGUCUCCUUGGAACAUGCCUCUCAUGCCUGUCCUCAAACCCGGGACCAAGGACUAUACACCGGUGCAGAAUUUGCACUUGGUCAACCAGGCAACUGUGACCUUGCACCCCACAGUGCCCAAUCCUGAUAUUUUGCUGGGAGUUGCCAGCUAAGAACAGCUGGUUCACUCACUUAGACUUAAAGGAUGCUUUCUGAGUGUCUGGUUAGCCCUUGAGAGCCAAAAACUGUUUACCUUCCAGUAGGAAGAUCUGGAGUCAGGCAUAACAACACAGUACACCUGGACUCGGCUUGGACAGGUGUUCAAGAACUCCCUAACCAUCUUCAGAGAGGCAUUGGCCUGGCAGCUCCAGAGUUUGUCCACCAACGAUCUAGGUUGUGUGCUGCUUCAGUACGUGGAUGACCUUUUGCUAGGGCACCUGGUAGCAGCCGGAUGUGCCUGGGAAACUGACUUGUCACUCAGACACCUGGAGACCUGUGAAUACAAGGUCUCUAAAAUGAAGGCCCAGAUUUGCCAAUAGCAGGUGUGCUAUCUGGGAUUUACUGGUGAAGAGGAAGACCCAGGCAUCUCAGAUCAACUUUCCCUUUUCAUUUCUAAGACUGUAAACUUCCCCUUUUCAUUCCUAAGACUAUAAACUGAAACCCUUUUCAUAUGUAAUUCCUGAGACUGUAAACUGAGAUCCUUUUCAUAUGUUAAGCUGUAAAGCUAAGAUUUUCCACCUGUAACAUCUAAAGUAUAAGCCUAUAUGAAGAUGGAACCUUCCUUUGUUAGGGGAGCUUGGCUGUUAGGCAACUAUGCCACCUUGCUCCCAGCCGAAUAAACCCUCCUUCCUCUUGUAUUCGGUGUCCGCAGCCACUCCUGCUGCAUUUUGGUGUGUUGGCUGGAAGUGAGUCUCGGAUAGCAAACGGCGGGAAAAAGUCUCUUAGGUGGUUUGCCUAGGCCUGUGGAGCAUCCCUGCAGGGGGACUCCUGCUCGCUAGGGUGAUGCAUCCUGAGAGCGCUCCUGGGCAGGUAUCUGCCUGGUGGAAAAGCCUUGCCAGAGCAGAGCAGGGAGGCCCUGCAGUGUGGAUCCCCCCAGUGGCUGAACACCGAGGAGGAAUGAGUAUUUGGGGAAGUCUGGACCACUGAAUUUGGUAAGAUUGAACUCGGGAAAGUAGCCCAUCCAUUUUGGGUGGAGACAUGGCCUGAUCACCUGCAGGUCCAGGUUGGCACUUUUGAAGAUAGCUCUCUCUGUAACCUUGGAAGCUUUUGCGUAUGGUUUUGAAUUGGAAGGAGAGCAAUUGGAUGUGUGUCUAUGUGUGUAGAUGUGUCCAGCCGGACUCAUCAGUCAUAAACGGUAUCGGGCCCAUUAGGAAGGGCCUCAUGCUUUGAGCAAUUUGUAAGAAUUAGAGACAGCCGGGCCAGGUGCGGUGGCUCAUGCCUGUAAUCCCAGCACUUUGGGAGGCCAAGGCGGGUGGAUCACGAGGUCAAGAGAUCAAGACCAUCCUGGUCAACAUGGUGAAACCCCGUCUCUACUAAAAAUACAAAAAAUAAGCUGGGUAUAGUGGUGCGUGCCUGUAAUCGCAGCUACUCAGGAGGCUGAGGCAGGAGAAUUACCUGAACCCAGGAGGCGGAGGUUCCGGUGAGAUUGUGCCAUUGCACUCCAGCCUGGGUAAACAAGAGCGAAACUCCAUCUCAAAACAAACAAACAAAGAAUUAGAGACAGCCACGUAAGGCUGAGUGAAGAAGCCUCUGGGCGUUGUAAAAGGAUUGAAGUGAAUGUAAAUUGGAGAGUGCUCCGUGCUGCCUCUUGCUAGGCAGGAACUGCUGUGAAUGAACUAACACUCUCCUAACUGUGGGAAUUGUUUCUUUGAAGUGUUAAUAUGGCUCACUCCCAUAGCAAGCCCACCCCUUUAGAAACCAUGCUGAAAAAUUUCAAGAAGGGAUUUAGUGGGAAUUAUAAAGUAACUUUGACACCAGAGAAAUUAAGGGUUUUGUGUAGAGAAGAUUGGCCAGCAUGUAGGGUAGGUUGGCCCCCAGAGGGGAUGCUAGACAGGACCCCUUGUCUCCGAAGUAAGGCAUGAGGUUAUAUACAGUGAGCUAGAACACCUUGAUCAAUUUCCAUACAUAGACUCAUGGUUGCAGUUAGUGUUAAACCUUCCGAAGUGUCUAAGAGAGCAGGCAGCGACUGUUUUAGUAGUCAAGGGACAGACUGCUAGAAACCACCAUCCCCCUCGCUGUUGAGAAACGUGGACUCCCAAGUCCAGGCAAAUUCAGUGGCAGAAACAGGUAGGAUUUGCAUGCAUGAAUACUUCAGUUAUUGGAAGUAGCUAACCAAGCGUUCGUAAACCAAGAGGCGGUAAGCCAGAGGGAAAUCACAGGGAAAAGGAACGUCAGGCUCAACGGAAGGCUGACUUGAUAGCUGCUGCUAUGAUAGGAAUGCCCCCAAGAGCAUGGAAAAAGGGGAGUUCCUGGAAAGCCCCACAGUCUGCCGGCCUGCGCCUGCAACGUGAUCAGUGUGCAUUUUGUCAAGAAAUAGGACAUUGGGAAAAAAAUGCCCACAGUUAACAGGAGAACAGGGCGAUCCUAAGCACAAGGAUUCAGAUAAAAAGUGAAGGGGCUCUGUUCAAUCUAAUGGAAAGUUCACUAAACUAAAAGAGAAGGGGGCCAGACUCAUAUGUCCCCAAAGAGCCCAUAGUUUGGACAACAGCCCUGUAACGCCCCAUGAAAAAAACAGAACCAAUAUUGUUAGAGCUAUUAAGGUGUUAAGAGAACAGACUUUCUUGUACUUAAUGGACUGCCUCUGCCCCCUCUUCUCUGGUAAAACCUGUUGUGUAAAACCAGAGGCCACUAUCCCAUUCAAAAAGAGACUCCCUGCAGCUAAAAAAGCCUCAGGCAGGGGUCAUCUAGGCUCUCACUGUCCCUUGGAAAGGCCAGUGGAGCCUCCCUAGCCUGAAGCAGAAGAGUGAUAUUAUCACCCAGGCCUGUGCAGGGCUUGAGUGGCUUUGCACCCAACUCAUGCGCAGUUGGGAUUAUUGCCAGCAGAGGAUAGUUGGUUCACUUAAUUAAACUUAAAGAAUACCUCCUUAGCAUUGGACUGACCUCGGAGGGUCAAAAACUAUUUGCAUAUCAAUGGCAGAAACCCAGAAGCAGGUGUAACCACUCAAUACACCUGGACCCAGCUUCCCAGGGGCUCAAAAAACUCUCUCAUCAUCCCUGGGGAGGCUUCAGCCGGUGACCACCCCCGAGGAGAAGCGUCUUGCUUGCACGCUGCCCCCGUAUGCUGAUAACCUUCUAUUGGGACACCCCACGGCAGGCAGUCUGGUGCGCAAACAAAUGCCUUAUUUCGGCACCUGGAGGAGUGUGGGUAUAAAGUGUCUAAAAGGAAAGCCCAGAUUUGCCAAAAAGCAAAUGCAGUAUCUGAAGCUCACCAUCGGAAGGGGGAACGCAGCAUAGAAGCAGAGAGGAAGCAAGCCGCUUGCAAAGUGGCAGAACCUGAGACUAAAAGGCAAGUGAGAGAGCUCCUGGGAGCAAUGGGUUUUGUAAAUUGUGGAUUUCCAAACUUCGCAGUACUAGCCAAAUCCCUCUAUACUGUGACAAAUGGGGGAGACAAGGAGCCCUUUGAAUGGGGAUCCCAGCAGCGUCAGGCCUAUCAGGAACUGAAAACAAAACUAAUGUCAGCUCCAGCUUUGGGGCUGCCUGAUUUAACAAAGCCCUUCACAUUAUAUGUGGCAGAAAGAGAAAAAGUGGCAGUUGGGGUCCUAGUCCAAACAGUAGGACCUAGGCCCAGGCCUGUAGCUUACCUCUCCAAGCAGCUGGAUGGAGUUUCCAAAGGAUGGCCCCAUGCUUAAGGGCCCUGGCAGCAACUGCUCUGCUAGCACAAGAAUCAGAUAAGCUAACUCUUGGACAGAACCUAAAUAUCAAGGCACCUCAGGCAGUAGUGACUCUAAUGAAUACCAGAGGGCACCACUGGUUAUCAGAUGUUAGGCUGACCAAAUACCAGGGCCUGCUAUGUGAAAAUCCCCACAUCGCCAUUGAAGUCUGCAACACCUUAAACCCUGCCACUUUGCUCCCAACGUCAGAGGGUCCCGUUGAACACAACUGUGUUGAAGUCUGGGACAUGGACUAUUCCAGCAGGCCUGAUCUUUGGACUGUAGCAGACUGGGAGUUGUAUGUGGAUGGGAGCAGCUUUGUCAAUCCACGAGGGGAGAGAUGUGCAGGCUAUGCCAUGGUAACUCUGGACACUGUAAUCCAGGCCAGAUCCCUGCCUCAGGGUACCUCAGCUCAGAAGGCUGAACUCAUUGCUUUAACUCAAGCCCUAGAGCUGAGUAAAGAUAACGUAAACAUUUACACUGACUCUGGAUAUGCCUUCCCGGCUCUCCAAGUACAUUGAGCACUGUACAAAAAGAGAGACCUGUUAACUUCAAGGGGAAAAGAAAGUAUCAGCAUGAAAUUUUGUAGCUGCUCGAAGCAGUCUGGAAGCCCCGGAGGGUGGCGGUCAUGCCUUGCCGUGGACGUCAGUGGGCCCACAACUCCGUGGCCCUGGGAAAUUCCCGAGCGGAUUCAGCAGCUAGUAAGGCAGCAUCUGCCCCCUACCGAACAGCAGUUACAGCCCUGCUGAUUCCCCGGAUCCCUGAUGUAAUACCUACUUACUCUAAGGAGGAAAGAGACUUUCUCCAGACAGAAGGGGGCAACUCAUUAAAGAAGGAUGGAUCCAGUGGCCAGAUGGAAGAAUAGCAGCACCACAGCUGUGGGGGCCGCAGUUGUACAAGCUGUACAUGAGACCACUCAUUUAGGUCAAGAGUCACUUGAAAAGAUGUUGGGCUGGUACUUUUACAUCUCACACUUAGCAGCCUUGACCAAAGUUGUGGCACAGCAAUGCAAUUACAUGUGGGCAACACAACGGGAGGCAGGGCCCAACUAUUCCCCCUGGAAUUCAAGCUUAUGGAGCAGCUCCCUUUAAAGAUAUCCAGGUAGACUUUAUUGAAAUGUCCAAGUGUGGGGAACAUAAGUAUUUGUGGGUCCUGGUGUGCACAUACUCUGGGUGGGACUGACAGAGCCCAUGAAGUAACCCGUGUGCUGCUUCGAGAUCUUAUCCCUAGGUUUGGACUGCCACUGUGCAUCGGAUCAGACAACGGACCAGCAUUUGUGGCAGAUUUAGUCCAGAAAACAGCAACAGGCUUGGGUAUCACCUGGAAACUGCACACUGCCUACCCACCUCAGAGUUCUGGAAAAGUGGAAAAAAAGAACAGGACCAUCAAAAACAGGUAAUCAUGUGUGGAGAAAGGACGGGAGUACAACCCCUCUAAAGCCACAAUGGAAAGGACUUCAGACCUGAUCCAGAACAAUCACACAGCCGUGAAGGUAGAGGGAAUCCCAGACUGAAUCCACCACCGCAGUGUAAAAACCAGCAACAGCUGAGACUUAGACCAAGGCAAGGACUGCAGAAUCACCUUAAAAAGGACAACAAGCCUUGCUCCAGCCACAUCCCGGAAGCUGGCUGGUCCACGCACGGCCAAAGCAUGAGGAGAUUCAUCGUGGGACUUGUUCUUCUUAAUAUUUUGACUUGCACACUAGGAACAUUAAUUUUGAAGAAUGCCCUCUAUGUACACCAGGUAGGAUGUAAAAGUUACUGCCAUUCUUUUGUCCUGCAGUUCUUAUAAAUGUUCGGGAACAUGGAAGGGAAGCUGUUUAUAUAAUGGUACUCAGUAUAAGGUUUGUGAUCUGUGAGAUGGACAGGUGGGAAGCUGUUUAUAUAAUGGUACUCAGUGUAAGGUGUGUGAUCCGUGAGAUGGACAGGUGGGAAGCUGUUUAUAUAAUGGUACUCAGUGUAAGGUGUGUGAUCCGCGAGAUGGACAGGUGGGAAGCUGUUUAUAUAAUGGUACUCAGUGUAAGGUGUGUGAUCCGCGAGAUGGACAGGUGGGAAGCUGUUUAUAUAAUGGUACUCAGUAUAAGGUGUGUGAUCCGUGAGAUGGACAGGUGGGAAGCUGUUUAUAUAAUGGUACUCAGUAUAAGGUGUGUGAUCCGCGAGAUGGACAGGUGGGAAGCUGUUUAUAUAAUGGUACUCAGUAUAAGGUGUGUGAUCCGCGAGAUGGACAGGUGGGAAGCUGUUUAUAUAAUGGUACUCAGUAUAAGGUGUGUGAUCCGCGAGAUGGACAGGUGGGAAGCUGUUUAUAUAAUGGUACUCAGUAUAAGGUGUGUGAUCCGUGAGAUGGACAGGUGGGAAGCUGUUUAUAUAAUGGUACUCAGUAUAAGGUGUGUGAUCCGCGAGAUGGACAGGUGGGAAGCUGUUUAUAUAAUGGUACUCAGUAUAAGGUGUGUGAUCCGCGAGAUGGACAGGUGGGAAGCUGUUUAUAUAAUGGUACUCAGUAUAAGGUGUGUGAUCCGCGAGAUGGACAGGUGGGAAGCUGUUUAUAUAAUGGUACUCAGUAUAAGGUGUGUGAUCUGUGAGAUGGACAGGUGGGAAGCUGUUUAUAUAAUGGUACUCAGUAUAAGGUGUGUGAUCCGUGAGAUGGACAGGUGGGAAGCUGUUUAUAUAAUGGUACUCAGUGUAAGGUGUGUGAUCUGUGAGAUGGACAGGUGGGAAGCUGUUUAUAUAAUGGUACUCAGUAUAAGGUGUGUGAUCCGUGAGAUGGACAGGUGGGAAGCUGUUUAUAUAAUGGUACUCAGUAUAAGGUGUGUGAUCCGUGAGAUGGACAGGUGGGAAGCUGUUUAUAUAAUGGUACUCAGUAUAAGGUGUGUGAUCCGUGAGAUGGACAGGUGGGAAGCUGUUUAUAUAAUGGUACUCAGUAUAAGGUGUGUGAUCCGCGAGAUGGACAGGUGGGAAGCUGUUUAUAUAAUGGUACUCAGUAUAAGGUGUGUGAUCCGCGAGAUGGACAGGUGGGAAGCUGUUUAUAUAAUGGUACUCGGUAUAAGGUGUGUGAUCCGCGAGAUGGACAGGCAGCUGUGUCAUAGGCAUCAUUAAGCCCUCUUUCUUCCUAUUAUCUGUUAAGACAGGUGAGCUGUUAGGGCAUCCAGUCUACUCUGCUAGGGAGAAGAGAGACCUAAAAAUAGGGGAUUGGACAGAUGAUGAGUGGCCACCGGAGAUAAUUAUUGAGUAUUAUGCGCUGGCCACAUGGGCUGAGGAUAGCUCAUGGGGGUACCAGACCCCUAUUCACAUGCUCAACCGGAUCAUCCGGUUGCAGGCUAUUUUGGAAAUAUGAAUUUCCAAAUGAAAUUCUAAUGAAACAGGCAAAGCUCUGUCCCUCUUGGCCCGACAAGAAACUCAAAUGAGAAAUGCCAUUUAUCAGAACCGGGUGGUCCUAGAUUAUUUGCUAGCAGCCGAAGGGGGAGUCAGUGGAAAAUUCAAUCUAAUCAACUGCUAUCUGCACAUAGAUGACCGGGGCAAGCAGUGGACGAUAUUGUGCCAGACAGGACCAAACUGGCACACGUGCCUGUACAGGUGUGGCACGGAUUUAACCCUGAGUCUUUAUUUGGAGGUUGGUUCUCAUCCUUGGGAGGAUUCAAAACCCUCAUCAUAAGUGUUCUAAUAAUAAUCGGUGUUUGUUUACUGUUCUCUUGUCUACUCCCCCUGUUCCUUCAGAUGAUUAGGGGAUUCAUCACUACUGGAGUUAGCCAAAAAAUGACAUCAUAAGUGUAUUAUAUGACACAUUAUCAGUCGGUUUCUUCAGAAAAUCUGGAAAGUGAGAAUGAAAAUGAGACCACUCACUAAUAUUAUAAAGUGGUGAGGGUCUCAAAGGAGGGGGUGAAGAGGGAGAUCCAGGCAUCUCAGAUCAACUUCCCCUUUUCAGUCCUAAGACUGUAAACUGAAACACUUUCAUAUGUAAUUCCUGAGACUGUAAACUGAGACUUUUUUCAUAUGUUAAGCUACAAACCUAAGAUUCUUCCAAGUGUAACAUCUAAAGUAUAAGCCUAUAUAAAGAUAGGCUUCCUUUGUUAGGGGAGCUUGGCGGUUAGGCAACUAUGUCACCUUGCUCCUGGCUGAAUUAACUCCUUCCUCCUGUAUUCAGUGUCCGAGAGAUCUGUUUCCCGUGGCUACUCCUGCUACACUUUCCAGCAGGGGCUGUGAAACCUAGGAAUAAAAAGGAAGCAGGUUAUCGGUAACCUGCUGGUGAAGAAUUGGAGGCAGGUGCGGGAAUUAUUGGCGGCAGUGGGAUUCUGCAAGCUGUGGAUUCCUAACUUUGCAGUUCUGGCUAAAGCCCUAUAUGAAGCCACAGUAAGGGGAAAUGGAGAGCUGUUUAAGUGGCGCUUGGAGCAGCAGGGGGCCUUCUCACAGUAAAAAAAAAAAAACGAACAACUGAUGUCUGCCUCGGCUCUGGGACUGCGGGACUUGACAAAACCCUUUAAGCUGUAUGUGUCUGAGAGAGAAAAAAUGGCAGUAGGGCUCCUGACCCAGACUGUGGGCUUAUGGUCUUGACCUGUGGCAUACUUGUCCAAACAACUGGAUGGAGUUUCCAAGGGAUGGCCCCUGUGUCCACGAGCCUUAGCAACCACUGCCCUACUGGCACAAGAGGCUAACAGGCUAACUUUGGGACAGAAUUUAAAAAUAAAAGCCCCAAAAGCUGACAGUCAUGCACAGCUGAGGACAUGAGUGAACCUCCAGCACAGUAGCCCAGGGAAAUGCCCAUGCAGAUGUGGAGGCUCAGAGGGCAGCAUCUAUCCCACAUCGGGCAUCAGUUGUCUCCCCCCCACUGCCCCAGGUCCCAAAGUUGGUGCCAGUUUAUUCAGAGAAGGAAAGAAAAUUCCUUCAAACUGAAGGUGGAAAGGAAAUAAAGGGAGAAUGGAUAUGUCUGUCAGACGGACGAGUAGCAGUGCCACAACUGCCAGGACCUGCAGUGGUCUUGGCUGUCCAUGAAACCUCUCACCUUGGUCAAGAAACCCUUAAAAAAUUGUUAGGCCAGUAUUUUUACAUGUCUCAUUUAUCUGCACUAGCAAAAACAGUGACAUAACAGUGUGUAACAUGCAGACAGCACAAUGCCAGACAAGAACCUACAA